AUGGUAAAGCCUGCACAGAAUAGCCCCCCUCCCACCUUGGAGGACGCGUCAGGCAUCACCAGCGAGCGUGAGCAGCUACUAUUCCAUAGAGACCAUACUGGAGAAUGGACGCACCGUGCCAGUACAGACAACGAUGAGCACUCGACCCGAUGCCAGGCUUGCGGGCGAGAUGACGUUAAUUCGACUUUCAGGCAGAAGUGUGCCCGAAUCCUUGAUUGCUCUUCCAGCGCAUUUGACGCUGGCAGUCGGUACAGUAGGUACGGUAAGAUCGACUCGUUCAGCCCUUGGUUCCCCGAAACCGAUCCUAAAAAUCCUCGAGCCCUAACCUGGAUCAAGAAGCUUUCACAUCGAGGAACGUCACUGUUCAUACAGAUAGUCAUCUCGACUGCGGUACUCAUAUUCAACAUCUCAGUGUUGAUCUACGCUGUGACAAAACUACUGGCGGCUCCAACGAGGUCCGAGGUCGACAUGGCGCACGACAAGGGAGAUUGGCUUGAUAUCGGAAUGCCGAGCCUUCGCAAUUCGUGGAAGAAGAGAAUCGCACGAAAUUGCAAAGCUGCAUGGACACUGUUCAUGAUCAGCUCAGUCCUCUUAUAUCUUGUAUGGAACUCCGCCGUCUUCGCGGCAAAACCGUUUAGCUCGUACCGAAUAGCAAUCGUCACCUCGGACUACCUUACGGACGCCGGACCGUGGCCGACUCAGGACAAUCAGACACUCUACAUGCUUCGAAAUACGGGAUCGCUCUCCCAUUUGAACAAAAGCCAAUGCAUUGAACGCUAUAUAAGCCCCAAUCCUGGGCAGAUGCACGUUCUGGUCGCCGCCGCUAACGUCACAAUGCAAGAUUACGCAUCCCUGGCGGGCGGCAAUGAUAGCUCAUCUCUUCUGUGCGAGUAUGACAAUUUUAAUGCAUACGCGCAGCCCGGAGCCCAGCCUGGAUCAUGGUGCACACCCGAAUUCCUCCUUGCCAAGGAGGUGGAGUGCACUCUAAAGGAGUACUCUUGGCUUAGAAAUGGAGUUGUUGACAUGUCUCUUUGGGUAAGAGUGGAUCACCGUCUCAGCGCCGGGGUCGAAUCAUUCGACAGCCUUUGCAGUUUGCAAUACAGCGCCCAAAUCCUGCUCGUGGUUUGUAUACUCAAUUUGGGCAAGUGCGCUGCCAUUUACUACACGGCCUAUCUUCAUAAUCGAAGCGACACAAACCCCAGAGACAAAGCUUCACUUGUCACCGUUGGCGAUGCUGCAGCAAGCUUUCUUGCGGAAGAGGAUCUCACUACUGAACACCUAUCAUUUGCAAGCCGGGAGGAAUUCACUGGGAAAAAGUGGCCUACUAAACGCUCGCCGAGGUUAUAUCCAGGACCGUCACGGUAUGCCAUGCCCUGGUUCAGAGCUGCUAGCAGCACCCGGUGGCUUGUGACCCUAGCACUCUGCGUUGCCGUUUCAGUGGUUGUUGCUGUGCUUCUUGCCAAGGGCAUUGAUGCACAACGAAAUCGUGCCAUUGCCGUGACUAUCAGAUCGAUGACAGCUCAUGGCCUUGGUACUACGCAACCAUACGCCGCAGCAUUUGGGACCCUUGCAAGACACAUGAGCCAGCUUGCUGGUUUCUAUGUCGCGACUCUGUUCGCGGAUAUGUGGCAGAUAAGCAGGACAAUUCGUGCACUGUACCUCCUGUACAACGGCCUAUUAACCAAUAUGCUGGUUGCGGAUGAAUUGAACGACUUCAUCAAAGAACGUUACCCGGAAUGUGGGCCAGGCACUGAGCUGGACGUGCUUACGUCGACUAGUGGCUGCAAAGAAAAUCACCGCGAACUACGUAUUGAUCUCGGACCAGCCCUCGAGGUGCCCAACCAAAGCCAGGAGGUUUCUCCUCACGACGGCGCUAGCAUUGGAGAACAGCGAGGUGAGUCCGAUGAUACACCGGCACCGCUAUCAAGGUCGCAAAUCGGUGCUUGA
Molecule: messenger RNA, 1947 nt
Organism: Letharia lupina
Lineage: Eukaryota; Fungi; Ascomycota; Lecanoromycetes; Lecanorales; Parmeliaceae
Exons: 4
Coding region: 1-1947 (648 amino acids)
Source: RefSeq, a predicted model, not a curated record